Messenger RNA from Botrytis byssoidea, 1416 nucleotides. RefSeq lists its product as uncharacterized. Bases 1 to 1416 code for a protein of 471 amino acids. Gene Ontology annotation, molecular function: transmembrane transporter activity. Lineage: Eukaryota; Fungi; Ascomycota; Leotiomycetes; Helotiales; Sclerotiniaceae. Gene Ontology annotation, cellular component: membrane. The record is from RefSeq and is a predicted model, not a curated record. The transcript is spliced from 8 exons. Gene Ontology annotation, biological process: transmembrane transport.
AUGACUGUCGUGUCCGGUUUCGAAGGAGGAAAGGAGAGAGUUGAAGAAGCAGACUAUGUUACAGUGGAAGAAAGUGUUGCAGAUACCAAAGCAUUAGUUUGGAAGCAAGAUCUAAGAAUCGUACCUCUAUGUGCUGGUAUUUACUUGUUGUGUUACCUUGAUCGUUCCAACAUUGGCAAUGCCAAAACACUCAAUUCUUCCACUCAUGAUGAUCUCCUUUCCGAUACACACAUGACUAAUUUUCAAUAUAUCAUCGCAUUAAUGGUCUUUUUGAUCGCUUAUGCAAUUUUCGAAGUACCAUCCAAUUACUUCCUCAAGAAACUCAGUCCAAGCAAAUGGAUAUCUUUCUUAAUGUUCUCGUGGGGAAUCAUGACAAUUGGACUUGGGUUUACUCAUAACUUCGCUGGUGUUACAGCUGUGAGAUUCCUUCUCGGAAUGUUCGAAGCUGGAUUGUUCCCAGGUCUAGUCUACUAUCUGACUUUCUGGUACCGUACAUCUGAGCGCUCAAUUCGUGUCGCAUUCAUCCUAGCCUCCGCAACUCUUGCAGGAGCAUUUGGUGGCGCUAUCGCUUUUGGAGUCGGUCAUAUGAAUGGUACCCACGGAAUGUCAGCUUGGAGAUGGUUAUUCAUUAUUGAAGGGAUUCCUUCUUGUCUAUCAUCUAUUCUUGUAUUUUUCUAUCUACCAGAUUAUCCAGAAACGGUAAAAUGGCUAUCAAAGGAUGAGAAAGAUUUAGCCACAAGUAGACUUGCGACAGAGGGAGCUAAAGGACGCGAUAAAGGAUUGACGUGGCAAGAAGCCAAGGAAAUUCUAUGUACCUGGAGACUAUAUGCUCAUUAUGCGAUCUAUUUCGGUAUUUCAACGCCUUUCUCGAGUUUGUCCUUAUUUACACCAAGUAUUACCGCUGGACUUGGAUACAAAAACCUCGAGGCUCAACUUAUGACAGUCCCACCAUAUGCUGUCGCUUAUGUUGUGACAAUCCUCGUAUCUUGGUCUGCCGAUCGCUUCAAUGCUCGCGCGCUCCAUUCUUCAAUAAUGGCCCUCGUUGGCGCCAUUGGUUUCACCGCCUCUGCUCUCCUGCCCCCUGCUUCCUAUAACUCCCGUUAUGGUUGUCUCAUUAUCGCCGCCUCAGGAGCCUUCUCCUGUAUCCCUCCUCUUCUCGGUUUCCUCUCUUCAAAUAUCUUCUCAACAGCCGGUAUUGGACUUGCUAUUGCGUUGAAUAUAUCAGUAGGAGCGCCGGGACAAAUAGCAGGUGUGUGGAUAUACAAAUCAAAUCAAGCGAAAGAGGGCUUUCCGUUGGGUCAUUGGGUGAAUGCUGGUUUGUUGUAUUUUGUGUGUGUAGGAUGUGUGGGAUUGAGGUUUUAUUAUGGGUGGAGAAACAAGAGAGUUGGGGAGGGAAUGAGGAGAUUUGCUUAUUGA